CUCAACACUCGGUCUAGAUAUACUAUGUCUAUGGUUUGAUCAAUAUUUGAGAUUCGAGUGUUGUUUGUGCUAUAAUAGUUGCUUCAUUCUUGUGGUUUUUAUAAUCAUAAAAUAAGCAUAAAACAUUACAUUUGCGAUUACAUAAUUACAUAUAAGAUUAAUUAAGUACAAUGCAAAUUAUGGCGGAUAAAAAUGUAAAAAAUCAUAAGAUACACAUGCUAUAUAAAUUUAAUGGUUAAUCAAAAAUUGGCAGUCUUUUUAUGAUGCAUUUUUAUUAGCGGGUAUAUUUACAUUAUAUAUCGCAGCAAUCGUUUCAGAUUAUUGAAUGUUCAAAAGAGAGUGCUCUAUUUAUAUGUGACUAUAUCCUGAAUCUUCAGGUAAUACAAAAUCUCAAGGUUAUAAAGAUACUAAAAAGAAAAAAAAAUUAAACAUAGUUGUUCUUUAAAUUUUGGGUAAGUCUUUGGAAAAAUGGCUGUACAAAGAGAGACGGUUGCAAUCAUGAACAAAGACACGUGUAAGCAUUUUUGGAGACCGGUAUUACCGAAGAUACAGACCGUAGACGUUCCGCAAUAUUUGGAGCACAGAGUUUUAAGCGGAAUUUUACAAAAUGUGCAAAAACGACAUUACACCAUAUCACUUAAAUCGGAACCAUGUAAAAACACAGAAACGCAAACGGAUUACAGAGACAGUGAAGCGCAGACCGAACCCUGGGAGCCACCAUAUAAAAUUGUUCCAGAUCACAAUCCUGAAAUAUUGACAUUGGCUCAUUUAACUUGGGAACAUGGAUUACCUGCAGGCGUCCAUGAGAUACACAUUAUUAAUAGGAUGCAGAUGAGAAGAGCUUGGGCAACUAUUCUUCCACCGAUGGAUACACCAGCCAACAUGAAGAUGCGAAAUUCAAUAAUAACAAUGUUAGAAAUAGAUGAAUGGACAUUUCGUGAAUCGGUAGGUAUUUUAAUAAACAAGAUUGGAAAGCAAUACAUUAGCAUUGUAGCAUUACCUUGUAACGCUGUCAGUGUUACAGUUCUUUUUUUUUCGAUAACUGUAACAGUAACGGCAUUAUAUAUUUCUCGUUUGUAAUAAAAAAAGUAAAUUUG
Messenger RNA from Formica exsecta, 1097 nucleotides. Its product is annotated as cilia- and flagella-associated protein 91-like. The coding region runs from base 469 to 1080 and encodes 203 amino acids. NCBI's taxonomy places the organism in Eukaryota, Metazoa, Arthropoda, Insecta, Hymenoptera, Formicidae. The transcript is spliced from 4 exons. The record is from RefSeq and is a predicted model, not a curated record.